Messenger RNA from Styela clava, 564 nucleotides. RefSeq names its product large ribosomal subunit protein eL22-like. The record is from RefSeq and is a predicted model, not a curated record. Gene Ontology annotation, molecular function: RNA binding; structural constituent of ribosome. Gene Ontology annotation, biological process: cytoplasmic translation. NCBI's taxonomy places the organism in Eukaryota, Metazoa, Chordata, Ascidiacea, Stolidobranchia, Styelidae. Gene Ontology annotation, cellular component: ribosome.
GAAGUAAAGGAGCCAUAUUUUGCAAAUAAUAAUUCUUCAGCGCCACCUUGUGAAUUCCACAAUUGCAACAUUGGGCAUCACGUCACGUGAUCUACCUUUUCGACUAGAAGACCACGAUGGCGAUGGCACAAAAGAGACAAGGUGCAGCUGUUAAAGGCAAGAGCAAGAAAAAGAAGACUCAAUUAAAAUUCACUCUUGAUUGCACGCACCCCGUCGAAGAUGGAAUCAUGGAUGUCGGCAACUUUGAAAACUUUUUGAAAGAAAGAGUAAAAGUUAACGGCAAAACUAAUAAUCUUGGAAAUCAAGUAGUGAUUGAACUUAAUAAGACGAAGAUCAAUAUCACGAGCGACAUCCCUUUCUCAAAAAGAUAUUUGAAGUACCUCACUAAGAAAUACUUGAAGAAAAAUAACCUUCGUGAUUGGUUGAGAGUCAUUGCUGCUACGAAAGACUCUUAUGAACUGAGAUAUUUCCAGAUCAACCAAGACGAAGAAGAGGAGGAAGAAGAAGAUUAAAUAUUAUUUUCUUCUCCAAUUUGACUUUAUUAAUAAAGUCAUUUAUAGGUCA